This is a messenger RNA of Arachis duranensis, 1239 nucleotides long. RefSeq lists its product as uncharacterized. Bases 1 to 1239 code for a protein of 412 amino acids. Lineage: Eukaryota; Viridiplantae; Streptophyta; Magnoliopsida; Fabales; Fabaceae. The record is from RefSeq and is a predicted model, not a curated record. The transcript is spliced from 2 exons.
AUGAGACAGGAGGGAGUUCUUGGGGAGCCUACUGGAUUUGGUGCUAGAGAUUUCCAGGGGUCUGGUGGUCUCACAGAGUUUCAGUACAAAGUGGUGGAGUCUGACUAUCGCCAGUAUGUAGAAAAGUGUUAUGAGUUUGGGAAUGGGUGCACAUGGUUGAUUAGGCUAAGUCUCUGGCAGCGCAAGAGUAUUUGGGAGGUAAAACGGUACAACGGACCUCAUACGUGUCUUGCGACGUCCAUCUCUAGCGACUACAGGAUUGGGUUCAGGCCGACUUAUAUGAGGGUUUGGUUGGUGAAGCAGAAGGUUAUCGCCCAUAUCUAUGGUGAUUGGGAUGAGUCAUACAACGAGCUGCCGCGGUGGGUGUUAGGAGUUCAGUUGACGAUGCAUGGUAGUGUUGCAGUCCUUAGGACGAGUCCUGUUCGAGUUGGGGGCCAGGUCGAUGGCUCGCAAGCAUAUUUUCACCAACUUUUCUGGACGUUUCCACCAUGUAUUAAGGCAUUCCGGCAUUGUAAACCGUUGGUGAGUAUUGACGGCACCAACUUGUAUGGUAAGUAUGGGAGAACGUUGCUCGUCGCGAUUGCACAGGACGGGAAUUCCAACAUCCUGCCUGUUGCAUUUGCACUCGUGGAGGGUGAGAAUGCGGAGUCCUGGGCGUUCUUUCUUUUCCAUCUUCGUCAGCACGUGACCCUGCAAUCGGGUCUCCUGGUUUUAUCAAAUAGGCACAAUGUGAUAAAGGCUGCACUUGAGGCUCCCGACGGAGGAUGGCUACCUCCUGCUGCAUACCGUGCAUUCUGUAUUCGACAUAUGACAGCAAAUUUCGCCCUCACAUUCAAGGGAAAGGACGCAAGGAGGCUUCUUGUGAAUGCAGCUUAUGCGAAGACUGAGGUGGAAUUCGAUUACUUGUUUGAUAUACUGCGGUCUGAAGACCUUGCCAUGUGUGAGUGGGCGAACAGGAUUGAGUAUUCAUUGUGGACUCAGCAUCGGGAUGAGGGUAGGAAAUUCGGGCACAUGAUGACAAAUAUAUCCGAGUGUGUUAAUUCAAUCCUGAAGGGGGUCAGGAAUCUUCCGGUGUGCUCGCUCAUGAAGGCGACUUAUGGGAGGUUGGUAGAGCUAUUCAUUCGUAAGGGGAGAGAGGCAGAUGCCCAGCUAAGAACCGGACAACAAUUCAGUCAACAUCUAGUGAAGUGUAUAGAGGCCAAUCCGAAGAUGGCGAGGUGCUUCACGGUGACUUUGUAG